AUGCCAGGAGUUGCUAAUAACCACCAGAAGCCAGGAAGAGACAAAGAGGAGGAUUUUUCCGAACAUUCAGUUGCCCAUGCCCUAAAUCUGAUGAUUAGCUUUGAUUUUAUGUUCUUCCUGGCCCCCGUGUCCUACUGGUUCUCCCUAAAGAGGACAUAUCUUCAAGCUUUCCACAACCUCUCACCUUUUUUCAUGGCAGCUGAUUUCUUUGUACCAUCAGCUUUCUCAUUGGCUUAUCGGAGCAUUUACACUACAGAGGUACUGAUUCCUCGUAGGCAACAGGCUGCCAAAACUAGCAAUUCUGCAUCUUCUCCUCCCAGCAUGGAAACAAGCAAAGCUGGGACAGUCAGGAAUGAAAGAGUUGUGAACUGCUUAUACCAAAACCCUGACGCACUGUUUAGACUGAUUUGCUUUCCUUGGGCAGGUGGCGGCUCAAUUUAUUUUGCCAAAUGGGGGCAUAAAAUGAACAAUUUUGUGGAAGUGCAUUCCAUAAGACUUGCAGGAAGAGAAACUCGAGCUGAAGAACCUUUUACAAGUGACAUGCAACAGGUAGUUGAUGAAAUUGUGUGUGCUUUGCUGCCAAUUCUCCAGGAUAAACCAUUUGCAUUUUUUGGCCACAGUCUGGGAGCCCUCAUUGCUUUUAAGACUGCAUUACACCUGAAAGAAAAAUACAAGCAAGAACCAGUACAUAUCUUUGUCUCAAGUAUAACUCCUCCUCAUCUAAAGGCCCAAUAUCAUAAGGCUGGAGAGGAAGAAUUAACAGAAGAACAAAUACUCCAAUAUAUUAAAGAUUUUGGAGGCACAUCCAAAAAUAUCAUUGAAGACAAGGAACUUUCCAAACAGUAUAUUACCAAAGUGAUGGCAGAUGCAAACUUGUUUAAUAAUUUCAACUUUGAUGCUCCCCCUGAGGCUGUCCUAUCUUGCGAUUUAACAUGCUUUACUGGAUCUGAAGAUAUAGCAAAGGAUAUCAAAGCAUGGAAAGAUGUAACAAGUGGAAGUUUUAAUAGUCAUGUGCUUCCAGGAAAUCACUUCUAUCUUAUGGAACCUGCCAAUGAGACCUUCAUCAAGAAUUACAUAAUCCAGUGUUUAGAACUAUGGAUGCUUGCCUAUUCUUAG
Condylura cristata (star-nosed mole) is the source of this 1116-nucleotide messenger RNA. RefSeq names its product oleoyl-ACP hydrolase (gene OLAH). NCBI's taxonomy places the organism in Eukaryota, Metazoa, Chordata, Mammalia, Eulipotyphla, Talpidae. The record is from RefSeq and is a predicted model, not a curated record. The transcript has 9 exons. The coding region runs from base 1 to 1116 and encodes 371 amino acids. Gene Ontology annotation, biological process: lipid biosynthetic process.